Messenger RNA from Melampsora larici-populina 98AG31, 3000 nucleotides. RefSeq lists its product as uncharacterized. The coding region runs from base 1 to 3000 and encodes 999 amino acids. Lineage: Eukaryota; Fungi; Basidiomycota; Pucciniomycetes; Pucciniales; Melampsoraceae. The transcript is spliced from 4 exons. The record is from RefSeq and is a predicted model, not a curated record.
AUGGAAGUUGGAACUGAUGAGAUGGAACUGAUGAAGAUGAGGUUUAUCAGAUGUGUAUAUGUUUAUAGAGAAGCCUUAAUCAAUCAAGUUCACCCUCAUCAUCAUCACUUGAGAUCAUUCUCAAAUCGUCAAAUCUUUGAAAAUUGCGAUCAUGAUGCCGAGGUCCCAUCACGAAGCCAUCCUUCUGCUAGAGCGCGUAAAGUCGUGGCUCGUAGUAAACGGGCAAGUUUCAAGGCCGUCAAACCAAAAGGGCGCACAAUCGAGUUUCGUAAUCGAGACCGAGAUCGAGACCGAGAUCGUGAUCGAGAGCGGGAGCGAGAUCGAGUAGAGCGAGAGCGGGAUCGAGAGCGGGAGAGGGAGCGGGAGAGGGAGCGGGAGAGGGAGAGGGAGCGAGAUCGUGGCCGAGAUGAUGAUCGUUAUGCUAAAGAUCGUCGAGAUAGCUAUGGUACGGCUCGUAGUCGACGCUGGCAACAGGAAAGGCGAUCUAGGCCUAGUCUGAACCCCCGGCCUCCCAGAGAUCCUCGCAGGCCCAGUCAUGAUGAGGGUCAGGGUGAAGGACCGUCCGAGGAGGCCUAUGACUAUUAUCGUCAUGAUCUACCAGAGGAUCCUCAGUAUGAUCAGAAUGGGCAACCUUAUCAUGAAACUCAGCCUCAACCUACUUAUCCAGAGCCGACAUUCGAACAAGCACCACAUCAUGUAGCUUCUGCAGCUCCUCCUUCACAGCACCCUCAUCACCCUCAAGCCUAUCCGCCAAACUACUCAUCAUACCAACCCGCACAGAACCCUUACGAACAAACCGAACCACAGCCUCCUCACCCCCCUCCAUCGACAUAUUCGCAUAUUCCUCAAAAUGCUCCAACAACUUCCGAUUUCGAUAUGUCGCAUCAUUAUCACCAGCACGAAGCUCAACCGCCACCUUCACAGUCAUACUAUACAACAGCUCAACCAGUAUAUGAUGAACAGAUGGUCGCCAUGGAGUCACAACAAGAACAAGCUCCUGAUAACUACUAUGACCCAUCAGAGCAACAUAACGAAACGAAUAACCAUCACCCUGAGAUGUCAUCACAGCAUAUUUCUCAUCCCUCACAUCUUUGUCAUCCUCCACCUCAACCGCAUCAUCAGAUUCAGGAACACUCACAUGAAUCAUAUCAUCAGCAGCAACCUAAUCUACAUUCCCAUCAGGUCAUGAUGGAUGAUGCUUGUAGGCAUUCUCAACCACCUCAGCUUAGGCAAACGUCAUCUCAUCAGGAAACGCACUUGAAUCAAAAUUGCCAAGAACAGCAACCACAUCUGCAGCCGAUCAUGGAAGAUAAUUCAGCCCCUAGAGAGUAUUAUCAAUUCCAUCAACCGCAAGAAUCAUAUCCACAAGCUCCGUCAAGACCACAUCAGGUCCAACCUGAGUUCGAGUAUGAAGCCCAUCACCAAAAUGGAUUUCAGUCUAACGGCUAUCAAAUGCCACAUCAAGAUCCUUCAUCUAUGCCUCAAAAUGAACAACAAGUACAGUAUCCUCAUCAUGAGCAGAUGCAAGUCCAAUACGAAGAGUCUCUUGGUCCAUACCGACCUCCAGCUCAAUCGACAUGUCCACCAACAGGUCCUUAUGAAAAUUACCAACCUAACCCGACAAUAAUAUAUCCGACCGAACAACCAUUCAUGUCAUGUGAGUCAUUCUUAGAAAUCUGUCUUCUUGAUACUGAUAUCGAUCUGGAAGGAGAACGUCAUGAAGUCAGAGGAUUAAUAUCUGAAUUAGUUUCAUGGGGGGUCACAGCAGGAUAUUUGAUAGAAGUAGGAGUUACAAAAGAUUUAGUAUAUAGAACAUUUCAAGAAUUAGGAUAUAUGAUUUCUCAGUAUAGCAAUUAUAUAGAGAAUCCAAAUGAAGGCUAUUUGAAUGUAGAAGUGAUCCAACCGAAGGAAUCAGUGAGUUUGAGGAUUCAUCAGACUGAUGAUGUUGAUGGAGUUGAUGUGAAAUCGUUUAGGGAAUCUUCCAUUGGAUUCUUACUUGAUCAACAUACACCUCCAUGUGAUUCACCAGUGAUACCAAAUGAAGUUUUGAAAGAAGAAGUGAUUCAGAAAGCAGUGAUUGAAAAAGUGAUCGAAAUCCAACCUGCUUCUUCAAGUCUUGUAGAUGAAUUAGUUGAAAGUGAAACAGUACGAAAAGCUCAGAGACAAGCCUUCAGAUUAGCAUUAUCCAAGAGAAGUGCAGAGAGAGUAGAGAAAUUAAAGAGUGAAUUACAAUUGAUCUUUGAUGGACCUUUUGGCGAAGAAGAAGAAGAAGAAGGAAACCGAUCUAGUGAAAGUAAUGAAGAGAAUGGAUUGUUGAGUCCGAUCGUUUCUGCUACUACUACUAUUGAUUCGUUUAUUGGACCUAAAGAGAUUGAAGAAGAAGAAGAAGCAAGGGGAGGAAAGAAAGGAAAGGGAAAGGGAAAGCAAAAAGAGAGAUGGGUAGAGAUUUUGAAAGGUGAUGAUUUGUUUUCGAAGAUCGAUUUAGAUGAUCGGGUUUUGGUGAAUGGUGAUCAUCAUCAUCAUCGGAUUCGUCAUCAUCAGAUUGAAGUUCAUAAUGAUGUAUCAGUGUCAGAAGAAAGUUUGAUGAUCAAAAGGAAUGGGAUUGGAUUAGUUGAGAAGAAAAGGUUGGUUGGAACUAGUGUUAAGAGGAAGAAAGAGGACGGAUUGGGUGCGAAGAAGAGGAAAGAAUGGGUUGGAGAAAGGAAGAAAGAAGUUGAGAAAGUUCAUGAGGAAUCGGAUUUGAGUUUACAUCAGAAUCAGAAUCAGAAUCAAAAUCAGAAUUUGGAUCAGAAUGAAGAAUCUAAUCCGACUUUAACUUUAACUUCAACUUCGAAUCCAACUUCAAUUUUACAUUCAAAUCAAGAUUCAAAUCAAGAUAUCAAUCAAACUAAUUUAACUGAAAUCUCAAAUCAUCCAAAUAAUAAGAAAAAAGUUAAAGUUGAUCUUGGUUUGCGUAGAUCUAAACGGAAAAAGAAAGAAGAAAGUUUGAUAGUUUGUUAA